Messenger RNA from Xyrichtys novacula (pearly razorfish), 4642 nucleotides. The record is from the annotation of a GenBank genome assembly. Lineage: Eukaryota; Metazoa; Chordata; Actinopteri; Labriformes; Labridae.
AUGGUGAGUUUUGCUGAAACGAGUUUCUCUGUUCUUAUUUAUCUUUGCUUUGUGUAUAGCAAAAAUACACAUGCAUAAUUAAAACUUAGAAACAAUUUCCUUAUCAGACCUUUGCUUGGGCACAUUUAAUAAUUGUUUUUGAAUAGUGUGUGCAUUUUAAAUUGAUAUUGUUAUCAUGCAAUGUUGAAUUAUUUUGUGUUUUAGUUUCAAGGACUUUGCUAUAUUGGUUAUAUUGAACCAUGUGGGUAAACAUUUUGACAUAAAGACUCGCCGCAAUUUAAAACAAUCAGCUGAUCUGUAAUGUACAUGGUUAAUAAAAUUGUCUCACAACUAUAUGAAAAAUCCAUAUUAUAUUUUCUUUAUUUAUCCAGUAUUUCUUUUAUUUUAGAGGUUAACAGUUGAAUAAACAGAGGUCCCUCUUGUUUUCACAGUCAUGCAGAAGAAGUUCAUUCAAUUUUAAAGCUCAUAGGAUAUUUGAAAUACUUCCAUUUAGCUGUAACUUAAUGCCACACAUUAUAAGAACUUGGUCUAUUUACUGUAGAGUUGAUACAAAUUACUGAUUACUGAAGUAUUUUAAACUUUCAACAACUAUCAUUUCAUAAUGGAAAAAGCAUGGAAACUCUGUGUUUAAUAUAGAUAUUAUGGCUUUUAGUGGAAGAAACAGAACAUGUAUUAUGGUUAAAGUUGUACAUAAAACACUCAGUUGCAUAGUAAGUACCCUCUAAUUUUUUUCUGCUAUAAUCUAAUUCGAGACUGAUACAAACAGUGUGGUUAAUUUUAGUGAGUGUGAGCACAGACCAUUAUGUUGUGUUUAUAUUUGCACCCUGCCUUUGACUGAGCAGGUUUGUAUGUAUUGGCACCUUUUUCAACACCAGUUGUAAAGCGCCGUACUGCAAACAACAUCAUAUAAUAAAAAAUACAUUCAAAGGCAUUUAACUGUAUAAGCCUACAAGAAAAAAUUAAAGAUGCACAGAGAAAGCAUAAAAAGAAUACAGCAACCACCAACUGCAGGGCAAGUAGGCUUAGGCUUACGAAUUUAGCACAGAGUUGUCCUUGUGGUCAUAACAUUAAGUGUGAGCAAAAAAACAACAGAGGGGUGGGUUGUUGUUUAGGAGUUUGUAAAUUUUAAAAUUUAGACCAGAAACCCAAAGCAGUUAUCAAAGUUGAAAAGAAGUUCAUUUAGAGGCUGCUGCCACCUGCUGGAUGAAGGUAAGGCCGUUCUUAGAAAUGUAUUUUAAUACUUUGAGGAAGUUCACAAUCCAUCAAGUCUGUCUUGAACAAAAGAGGUUAAGGAGGUUUUCUUUUCUGCAUUUCUCCUGUUAGUUAUGAAAAAAACAUUUUGAUUUAGUCUGACUCAGUCUGCUGAAGCCAAAAAUUAACUGCAGAUGCACUUUAAAAAAACAUUUAGGUAUGUCAGGAGUAAGUUGAUGAAUUACAAAUAGAAGCCAAAUGUACACACCCAAACAUUUGGCCUCCUAUCAUUACAUGUAAUUGAUUGGAUGGUAUUUGUUGCAUUAUGUUUAAGUUCAAGUUGAUCAAUAUUAUUGUUUGUCUAUAGACCUUCAAAUGGUGGAUACACCUGCUGCUGCUCGGUCUGUGCUGUCAUCAUGAACCUGCCGCUUGUAAACCAGAAUGGAUGAAACCGCAGUUCCCAUGUGAGGUCACAUCCCACAACUCCUCAAGUAUUGUGUUUGACUGUCAAGAGCGUCAACUAAACAAAGUACCUCGUGGGAUAACAAGUAACGCAACUGAGCUCGAUUUGUCAGAAAACUACAUCAAGAACAUUUCUGCUGGUUCUUUUUCCAACCUGCUGAACUUGACUCGACUUGAUCUCGGCUGGGCCAACCACGGAAAGAAACUGAUCAUUGCUGCAGAUGCUUUGAAAAAUCUGACAAAACUACACACACUGAGACUGGCAGGCAUUAAUCUGACUGAAAUCCCAGGCAAGCUCCUACCUGAUAGUGUGAAAAUCCUUCUACUGGACCACAAUAAGAUUAUCAGGUUGGAUAAAAGGAGCCUUGCAGGCUUAACAAACGUGACCCAGUUAUGGUUAUCCAAAAACUGCUACUUCUGGAGUCCUUGUAGGGAAUACUUCACAAUUGCUGACAACACUUUUUCAGUGAUGACCAAACUCGAAAUUCUGGACCUGGCCUUUAAUAACAUAACUAAAGUUCCAAAAGGGUUGCCCCAAUCCUUGAAAACUUUAAAGUUAGGUACUAACAGAAUACAGUACAUUUCUGAGCAUGAUUUUUAUGGACUAUCAAACAUGAUAGACCUUCAUCUGCAAGGGAACUGUCCAAGAUGCCACAAUGCUCCAUACCCUUGUGUCCCUUGCCAAAAUGUUUCUCUUGACAUUCAUCCUAAUGCUUUUCAGAGUUUAACAAGCCUGGAAAGUCUAACCCUGGGAGGAAACUCCCUGACCCAUGUGAAAUCGUCCUGGUUUGCGAGGUUGACGAAGCUAAGGUCGUUAAUCCUGUCAUUUAAUCUCUUAUUUGAGGCAAUUACCACAGAGGCAGCGUUUUUUAGAUACCUUCACAAGCUGGAAAAAUUAGAUAUCUCAUUUAACUUUGCUCCACAGCACUAUCCAACUAAAAUUAACUUUUCCAAAGACUUUUCAUAUCUGGUUUCACUUAAAACUUUGCACCUAGAGGGUUUGGUCUUCCAGAAUAUUGGGCCAGACACACUCAGUCCUUUGUACGAACUGAAAAACCUGUCUGCUUUAAACUUGGGGACUAACUUUAUCAUUUACUCAGAUCCCUCCAUAUUUCAUAAAUUCUCCCACCUGAAAUUGAUUUACCUAUCUGAAAACAGGCUAUAUCCAACAUCUGUGAAAAGUUCCCAACUUACAUGUGAUGGAUAUAGUCAAGGGUCAGACCUUUCCAUCUCUCCACUCGUGAUGAAACAUCCUAAAGAUCGUGUGUACGAGUUGACACAUGGGUUAAUCAAACAAGAGUGCUUUGACUCUGGACGAGUCAUCUCCCUGAGCUCCAAUAAUCUCUUCCUCAUAUCUCCAGAGCAGUUUGCCAACUUUGGCAACAUUUCAUGCCUCAACCUCUCAGGGAAUGGAUUUUCAGCAGCAAUAAAUGGAACAGAGUUUUCCACGCUGCCUAAUCUGACAUACCUGGACCUGUCAUAUAAUAAGAUUGAUCUGGCCUAUGACAAUGCCUUCCAAGAACUCCAAAAACUGCAAGUACUAGAUCUCAGUCACAACUCUCACUAUUUUACAGCAUUUGGAGUGACGCUCAAUUUGAAUUUCACUCGAAAUCUGCCUGAUCUAAGAGUGCUAAAUAUGAGUUACAACUUAAUUUCUAAAUUAACAACCAAACUCAUGUACAGCAAGUCAUUAGCAGAACUUCAGUUUACAAAUAAUUUUCUGGGCACUCUUUGGAAGGAUAAUGACCGCUCUUACCACAGGAUUUUCACUAAUCUAAUUAAUCUGAAAAUUUUAGACAUAUCAUACAACAACCUUUCACAAAUUCCAGACAAUGUUUAUGAUUAUUUGCCACACAACCUGACCAAACUACUCAUAACUAACAACAUUCUUACUGAUUUCAUAUGGGACAAACUGAGGUGGUUCCCCCAACUUGAAACUUUGGACCUGAGUUUCAACUCUUUGACGCAUAUACAAGGCUCAAACUCAAAUGUCACGCAUAAUUUGACAUUCCUUGACCUGAGCAACAAUCAGAUUUUUCAGCUGGAUGGUGGGUUUUUAAAUGAUGCAAAAAGCCUUAAGACGCUCAGUCUUAGCAACAAUGAACUGACCAUCAUCAAUCAAUCCACCACCCAAAUGUGGCCUAAAAGUCAGAUCAAGACUUUGCUUUUGCAGGACAACCCGUUCCAAUGUACCUGUGAUUCCUUGGAUUUCAUUCUGUGGAUUGAAAAGACUGAUGUUAAGAUACCUAAACUGACCACUGCAGUGACGUGUGACAUGCCUGCAAAUUGGACGGGUAAAGCUCUGAUAUCCUUUGACAUUGAACAGUGUGUGAAUGACAGUCAGGCAUUUUUGAUUUACAUUCUCACAAGCUCCUUUAUCAUCAUUUUUAUGUUUGUUUCAACACUUGUUCACUUAUUUUACUGGGAUGCCUCCUAUGUCCUACACUAUAUGAAAGCUCGGAUUAAGGGAUAUAGGUCUCUGACCUCACCUGACAGUGCUUAUGACGCCUUUGUGACGUACGACACCAGAGAUCCACAUGUGUCUGAGUGGGUGAUGAAGAACUUGAGAGUGAAACUGGAAGAGGAAGGGGAGAAACAUCAUCCUCUGUGUUUGGAGGAAAGGGAUUGGCCCCCAGGAGUCCCAAUGGUGGACAACCUCACUCAGAGCAUCCGAUACAGUCGCAAGACCCUGUUUGUCCUAACAGAGAACUACGUUAAGACCGGGGUUUUCAGGCUAGCAAUGUAUCUGGCUCACCAGAGAUUGCUUGACGAAAAUGUGGAUGUGAUAGUGUUGCUGAUGCUGGAGCCUGUCCUGCAGCACUCUCACUUCCUGCGACUCAGGAGGCGACUGUGUGGGAAAAGCAUUGUAGAGUGGCCGAGAACUGCUGCUGCAGAGCCAUGGUUUUGGCAAAACCUGAGGAGUGUGGUCAGAGUAGACAAUCAGGCGAUAUACAACAAGACUUAUUCCAGAUACUUCACCAACAACUGA